Molecule: messenger RNA, 3386 nt
Organism: Rhineura floridana
Lineage: Eukaryota; Metazoa; Chordata; Lepidosauria; Squamata; Rhineuridae
Gene: BIVM
Product: basic, immunoglobulin-like variable motif containing
Exons: 11
Coding region: 844-2352 (502 amino acids)
Biological process (GO): nucleotide-excision repair
Cellular component (GO): nucleus
Molecular function (GO): single-stranded DNA binding; DNA endonuclease activity
Source: RefSeq, a predicted model, not a curated record
GGCUCAGGUUGGUGGAACACAGGAGAAUCGACACGCUGCAGAGGCUCUGUGGAAAGUAUUCUUCUGCAUAGGAACUCCUAAAGAGCAGCACUGCAGGAGGCUAGUUUGGCCCCACGACUGACGAAGAGCAUUUCUGUCUUGUCUGGAUUUAAUUUCAACUUGUUCACCUUCAUCCAAUCCACCACUGAGGACAGGCACUGGUUCAGGGGUCGAACGGCUUCCUUGGCAUCAGGAGGAAAGGAGAAGUAAAGCUGGGUGUUGUCUGCAUAUCGAUGGUAACGAACUCCAAACCUCCGGAUGACCUCACCCAGCGGCUUCAUAUAGACGUUAAAUAACAAAGGAGACAAAAUAGAACCCUGUGGAACCCCGCAGGUCAAAGGCCAGGGGGCUGAGCAGGAGUCUCCGAGUAUUACCUUCUGGGUUCGACCCUCCAGGAAGGAGCGGAGCCAACAUAAAACAGUACCCUGAAGCCCCAUCCUGGAUAGGUGAUCCAGAAGGAUACCAUGGUCAAUGGUAUCAAAGGCCGCCGAGAGAUCCAGGAGAACCAACAGGGACACACUCCCCCUGUCUAAUUCCCUUCGAAGGUCAUCCACCAAGGCGACCAAAGCUGUUUCGGUCCUGUGGCCAGGUCUGAAACCAGAUUGGAAUGGAUCGAGAUAAUCCGUUUCCACUAGGAACCGUUGAAGUUGACUAGUCACCACCCGCUCCACUAUUUUACUUAAGAAAGAAAUUUCAAAAUCAUCUUACAAAUCUGGAGGAAGUGAUGUAGACAGCAUCUGAAUGUAAAAGGAGCAGUGGCUCACUGUCCUUUUGUUAUCUUGAAAAGCUUUGUACAUUCAUUCAAUGCCUAACAUUGCAGACUCUCAACUAGAGAGUGGUUCUGGAGAAAAUGAACAUGGACCUGGAAGAACAGCUUCAGAAGUUAAUCUUCAUGGUACUGUAAAACCAUUUUGUGCUGCGGGUGCCUCUCUUGUUUCUCUUGGAUCUAGUGGGGACAGGCAUUAUCCAUGGGGAUGUCCGGUGACUCACACCCGAGAAAAGUUUUACACUAUCUGUUCAGACUAUGCUUUUUUAAACCAGGUAACAUCAAUUUGCAAAAGCCCAAGUGCUACAGUUAGUGCCUGCCUACAAGACAACCCUGCCUUAAAUGUUGGAAAUAAUUCUCCUGCUUUUAUUGGCAUUCGAACUGGCACAUCGGACAUAGUUUACAAUGAAGAUACUAACUUGGAAAGUUUGUCCAAUAGCCUUGGAAAACUCCCAUUGGCAUGGGAAAUUGAUAAGUCUGAAUUCAGUGAUUCAUCCCCAGAUCUGAAGAAUCAAGCAGGUAACAUGAAGAAGCAAGGAACCAAGAAAAUGUCUAUAGAAAAAAAAAGUAAACAUAGAGAAUGUCCACAACAUUAUGCCCUUGAAGAAAUAAAACAACGAAAAGUGUUAGACCUCCGAAGAUGGUACUGUAUAAGUCGUCCACAAUAUAAGACUUCCUGUGGAAUUUCCUCUUUAGUAUCUUGCUGGAAUUUCCUAUAUAGCACAAUGGGAGCUGGAAACUUACCAUCUAUUACUCAAGAAGAGGCUUUGCAUAUAUUGGGAUUUCAACCUCCUUUUGAAGAAAUUAGAUUUGGACCAUUUACUGGAAAUACUACAUUAAUGAGGUGGUUUAGACAAAUUAACGAUCAUUUCCAUGUAAAAGGAUGUUCCUAUUUUCUCUAUAAACCUCAUGGGAAGUAUAAGACAGCUGGAGAGACUGCUUCGGGAGCUUUGACAAAGCUAACAGAAGGACUGCGCGAUGAAUCAAUAGCCUACAUUUAUCAUUGCCAAAAUCAUUAUUUUUGCCCAAUUGGAUUUGAAGCAACCCCAAUAAAACCUAGCAAGGCAUACAAAGGGCGUCUCGUACAGCAAGAUGUGGAGCAUUGGAUACUCAUUGGAGAGCCAAGCAGAAAACACCCCACUAUUCAAUGCAAAAAGUGGGCAGAUAUUGUAACUGACUUGAACACACAAAAUCCAGAAUAUCUAGAUAUUCGACACUUGGAAAGGGGUCUUCAGUAUCGAAAGACAAAGAAGGUAGGAGGAAAUCUGCAUUGUAUCAUUGCUGUUCAGAGGCUUAACUGGCAAAGGUUUGGUCCCUGGAACUUUCCAUUUGGAAAUGCUAGACAAGACUUGCAACCCCAGUCACAGACAUUGAGUAUAGCCAAGUCUGAGAGUGAAGACAAUAUUUCCAAGAAGCAGCAUGGGCGCCUGGGUAGAUCUCUCAGUGCUAGUUUCCACCAAGAGUCUGUCUGGAAGAAGUUGUCUCAUCUUCAUGAAAGGCGGAAUAGUGGAUUUCAGAAUUACACAGAUUAUGAUGGGAAUGAUUAAAAAGAACUACUUGCAACAGGUGUACUAUGAAGUAUUCCUUGGGAUGUGGUAAAGCUUAUUAUGGACAAAGUAGAAAAUGGAUAGAAAUUUCAGUACAAAAUGCAAAUUUACCAAUGUUUAUUGGAUUAAACCUGUGGAUAGUUAUAUUGGGGAUGAUGAGAAAGGUUAGCUCAAAGAUAAGCACAGAAUAUUGUACACUUUACAGUCCACGAUAAUCAGCUGUUGACCUGUGUUUCAGACCAUGAAAUCAGAACAAUUUUAGAUCAAAGCCAUUUGUGGCAGCUGGGGAAUCUAUUAGAAGAAAUAGAUAAUACUCAAAAGCAUGAGGUUUGUUAACUUUCCAAAUGAUUUAUUAAACACACAUUGUUUAUUAAACACACAGUGGUAAUAAAUGUAUACUAUGUUUUAGUUUUAAAUUUUUUCAAAAAUGCCAUAAGGACAUCACGGUCCAGUUUAAAAUUUAUCAAACACCAAAUGUUAAAACCUAUAUAAUUAUUGGGUGAUCUCAGUUUGGUGACCAUAGGGGCAUUGUUCUUUACGGAUUAAGUUGUUUGCAUUAAUUGGGGACCUUUGUUGGCAGUCACAGGCAGUAACCCUGUGAAAAAUCCUGGAAAGAUGAAGUACCUGCUUGCUCCUUUUUGAGGGGCAGCAGAAAAAACUUUCACUGCCAGGUGUGUACUCUUUCAGCAUCUUUUUGUGUGAUGACUUCACAUUUGACAGGCUGCUUGUAAUCACACCUUACCCCAUCUUAUUUGGCUGCCCAAUGAGCACCUGAACUUGCAAUCUUGUGGUGUUUCUACAUUAUUAUUUUCUUGUGCUUUCUGGGUCCCUUUCACUUCACUUCUUUAAUUAUUAUAUUGUAAAUAUGAGAGAUACUUUUAAGUGCUGAAACACACUGGGAGCCACAGUGAUAUACCUCUUUGGCCAGAACACUGUUUGUAUUUUUUCAAAUGAUCAUGUCGAGUAGCUUUAUUUGGAAGUAUAAUAUUUUGUUCUCAUUAAAAAAAUUAAAUAAAUAUCAGUGGGAUCAAGAA